CUUGCAAUCUGUGAAGGCCUCUAUCAGCCGUAAAGACAACGUUCUAAUCUAAAUAAUUUGUCGUAAUGUAUAAAAGCGCAACAGGUAGUCGCGCCCGAUCACUUACAUAAGUACCAUAUUUGUAAUAGUACCGAUAAAACAAUGUUCAAGUUUUUGGUAUGGCACGUGCUGCUACUUGGCGUUUCUUGCGAACUCUUCGACCACGAACUCGGCUACCGUGUCGAAUAUGCACCGACGUACGACAAUUACAAACCGCGAGACUAUCACUUUAGCUAUGCCGUUUCGGACCCUCACACAGGGGACCAUAAAUCCCAAUGGGAAGUCAAGGAAAAUGGGGUGGUACGUGGUGCCUACAGCCUACUAGAACCAGAUGGUACCACCAGAGUUGUAGAGUAUGUGGCGGACCAUGAUGGGUUCAGAGCAGUAGUCAAGAAAAUAGGCACCGCCAUUCACCCAGAACCCGUCAUCGCAGUACCACAACCUAUAGUACCAGAAGUAGCACAUUUCCGCAGUUACGAUGGGCAAAUUUACAACUACGCCAACUCGGCGCCUCUUGUAUUACAAAAUGUACACCACGAAGUACCAGCACGUAGCUUCGUCCAGGUGCACCAUCCUCCUGAAGUCCAACACGAAGUCAGAGUACCAGAAGUUCCUCAACAUGAAAUUCGAGUCGAAGCAGUACCACUACCCCAUCAUGAAAUCAAAGUACCGGAAAUAACGCAACAUGAGGUCAGACCUCUUCUUCACGUACCAAUUGGUCAAGAAUAUGGAAAAAUUGAGGCAGUACCUUUACCUCAACACGAAAUCAAAGUACCCGAAAUAACGCAACACGAAAUCAGACCCGCCCUUUAUGAGUAUGGAAAAGUUGAGGCCAUACCCCUACCCCAACACGAAAUCAGGGUACCAGAAGUACCACAACACCAAAUCACUCGCCUUAUUCAGGUACCAUCCAUAACCCAACACUAUGCGCCCCAACAUGCGUUACGAACCAUUGAACAAUACGCUUUGCCAUUGCCCUACCAUGAGGUAAGGGUACCAGAAGUACCGCUAGUACACCAGGAAGUAGAGCGACAACAUAUAAGAGUACCGGAAGUAUCACAAGUGCACCAGGAAAUAGAACAACAAUAUAUAAGAGUACCGGAAGUACCACGAAACGAAAUAGCCCAUGGGCAAGUACCACUGGAACCAGUGGGCCCUAGCUACAAAACUACCAUCAUUUAUGGUUUAACCGGAAAUCCGGAAGACGACUCUCGCUACUCGCAACCACAGGAAAAGUACCAUGCUUCGUAUUCCGAAAAGGUACCAAAUGUGGUACCACCACCACAACCAUCCAAGGCACACUCUGACCACAAGCGCGAAAGCGCCCCCAAAGAACAAUUUUUAAUCGUUUUUCCUGAUCGCUCCAAUUAAAAAAUUCUCUGUUUUUUGUCUAAUAAACUAAUUUUUAUCUAAAUUAAAGGUUUUGCGUCCGUAUUUUUCUAUUAAUAUUAGUUUUUCGUAGCAUUGUUGACAGACUUAGGGUAAAAGUGUGUAAAAUAACACUGAUUUUUUCCAAACUGGCGAUUAGUUAAGGUGUUAAUAAUCAGGUGCGGGUCUCAAAUCUGACACUAACAAUUAAAUAGGGCCAAAGGGUUGAUGUCUCACUCGAAUUUCACGGAAAUUAUCGGUGUAUCAUUGUGUUGUGGCAGUUUUAAGGGUGAGUGAGUCGACUGACCUCAAUUCGAAACUCUUGUAUCUAAGUCAAUACGUUUAAGUAAUAAAUUAACUUUUUGAAAUUG
Tribolium castaneum (red flour beetle) is the source of this 1778-nucleotide messenger RNA. RefSeq lists its product as hypothetical. The transcript has 3 exons. The record is from RefSeq and is a predicted model, not a curated record. Gene Ontology annotation, cellular component: extracellular matrix. The coding region runs from base 142 to 1410 and encodes 422 amino acids. Lineage: Eukaryota; Metazoa; Arthropoda; Insecta; Coleoptera; Tenebrionidae.